AUGGCCGACGGCUUGAACAUGGGUAGCCUUACCCUCAACGAUUCUCAGCAUGCGCCCGCUCCUGGAGGUCCCAACCCCUCUGGUGGAGGCCGCGCUGCCUACAUCCCUCCACACCUCCGUCAGCGCCAAGUUGGUGCAAAAGCGGACGUUGCUCCUCCCCCAGGCCCCGCUGGGGGUUCGUGGGGCGGCCCUAGAGGAGGCCCUCGUGGUGGUAACUGGGCUAAUGCCAACGCUCCUGAUUUCAGUCCCCGUGGUCCCAAUGGUAACACCAACACCGGCUGGAGCGCCACUGAAGGCGGUCGCCCAUCUUUCAACCCAAAUGCUUACGGAAACCCAGGUCACGGAGGCGGCUACGCUGGAGCCUCUGCCCGCGGCUCCGGAGAUGGCCAGUGGCGCGACGGCAAGCAUGUCCCUGGUCCCGCAAACCCCCGUGUGGAACGCGAACUGUUCGGUAUCCCCAACGACCCCUCUAAGCAAAACACUGGCAUCAACUUCGCCAACUACGAUGAUAUCCCCGUUGAGGCUUCCGGCCAUGAUGUCCCUGAACCGGUGAACACGUUCACCAACCCUCCCUUGGAUGACCACUUGAUCUCGAACAUUAGCCUUGCUCGAUACCAGACUCCCACGCCCGUCCAGAAGUACUCGAUUCCCAUUGUGAUGAAUGGCCGUGAUCUUAUGGCUUGCGCUCAGACUGGUUCUGGAAAAACAGGUGGUUUCCUAUUCCCCAUUUUGUCUCAGGCUUACCAAAAUGGCCCUGCGGUUCCCCCUCCUUCAGCGGCUGGUCAAUAUGGCCGCCAGCGUAAGGCAUACCCGACCUCGUUGAUCCUGGCCCCCACUCGUGAGCUUGUUUCUCAAAUAUUUGAUGAGGCCCGGAAAUUCGCCUACCGCUCAUGGGUUCGCCCUUGUGUCGUUUACGGUGGUGCUGAUAUCGGCUCUCAGCUACGUCAGAUUGAGCGUGGCUGUGACCUUCUGGUUGCUACACCCGGUCGUCUCGUCGAUCUCAUCGAGCGAGGCCGUAUCUCUCUGGUCAACAUCAAGUAUUUGAUUCUUGACGAAGCUGACCGCAUGUUGGACAUGGGUUUCGAGCCCCAGAUCCGCCGUAUUGUAGAGGGUGAAGAUAUGCCAAGUGUCAGCGACCGUCAGACACUCAUGUUUUCGGCCACUUUCCCUCGGGAUAUCCAGAUGUUGGCUCGUGACUUCCUAAAGGACUAUGUUUUCUUGUCUGUCGGUCGUGUUGGAUCUACUUCGGAAAACAUCACCCAGAAGGUGGAAUACGUUGAGGAUCACGACAAGCGCUCCGUCCUUUUGGACAUUCUUCACACUCACGGCACCACUGGUCUGACCCUCAUCUUCGUUGAGACCAAGCGUAUGGCGGAUGCCCUGUCGGACUUCCUUAUCAACCAGCGUUUCCCUGCCACUGCAAUUCACGGUGACCGCACCCAGCGUGAGCGUGAGCGUGCCUUAGAGAUGUUCCGCUCUGGUCGCUACCCAAUCCUUGUUGCCACAGCUGUUGCUGCCCGUGGUCUUGAUAUCCCGAACGUCACCCACGUUAUCAACUAUGAUCUUCCCACCGACAUUGACGAUUAUGUCCACCGCAUUGGCCGUACCGGUCGUGCCGGUAACACCGGUAUUGCCACUGCUUUCUUCAACCGUGGCAACCGCGGUGUUGUCCGUGACCUGAUUGAUCUUCUCAAGGAAGCUCAUCAGGAAGUACCCUCAUUCUUGGAGAGCAUCGCUCGUGAAGGUAGCGGAUAUGGUGGCCGUGGAGGCCGGGGAGGUCGCGGCCGCGGCGCCAACGCCACGCGCGACAUGCGUCGUGUGGGUGGUGGUAUGGGCGGUCCUCCUUCCUAUGGCGGCGGUGGCUUCGGCGCCCCUGCUGGCGGUUAUGGUGGUGGCUUCGGCGGCGCUCCUUCUUAUGGUGGCGGCUACGGCGGCGGCUACGGUGGGGGUGGUGGUGGCUACGGCAACCCCUCCGGUCCUACCGGGCCUUCUUCCUGGUGGCUGACAUUGAACGGGAUCUCUCUUAUUAUGAUCAUUACUCGGAUCAGUGGAGGGUUGGAAGCUGCGUUGCUGGCGGUAUUCCUCUCUCACGCUUCUUCAAGCUCUUUUCAGUUCCCCUUCCAUCCUUUUAUCUCCUUCCGUCUCAUCCCGCACAUCUCUUUCUUUUUUCCUUCCCUUCCCUUUCUCCUCUGCUUUACACUCGCCGCUGUCAUUCUCAUUUCAUUUAUUCAUCUAGCGACUCGAUCUACUUCUUCCGCCAUUAUAGCUUCUCACAUUUCUGCCCUCGCCGGCGUGGACGAUUCGUUCGCGCAAUCCGAAACCCAUGAUGAACAGCAAAUCCACAACAUGACGGUCGGCACGAGACGCCAACCAAAUGGCACAAUAGGAUCGGUCUAUUCAGGGAACAAAAUCAGACAUUUGAAGAAAGAAGACGGCAUUCCCCUUUGGCGCAAAGACAUUCAGUUCCAGUUCCUCAAGCUUGUCUUUGAAGACAAGACGCAGGUCUUCACCCGUUGGCCCGAUGGAGAGAAAAACCUGGAUUUUGCGGAUAUCUAUAUUGAUGCUAUGGCUAGGAGCAGCAAAACCAGCAAGAUCCUUAAGGACAAGCUGCAGAGCGACAAACAGGCUGCUAUCAGCAUGGCCAUGGUUUGUCUGCUGGUCAACUUUGGAAGGAUGAACACAACGCUCAAUUUCUUCCCCGAAAUGCGUGCUCAGCUCCGAACCUACCACUCCAUCCCUUCCUUACAAGCGCACCAAGAUCCCAACGCCUAUAAACAACUACAGGAUGCUCCCCGCCUCAAAUCCAUCCUGAAGGGUGCUUCGGAAGAUGUGGAUCAACCAAAUACUCUCGAUAAGAUCAAACGCGAAAACAUCCCCCGUACGAACCCGGUGAACCUGAUAUUCGUCCUUGCGCAAUACGCACCAAAAGUGUCCGAGAUGCACUUCUUCCCUCCCCGAGAUUUCUUUGAUCUUGUCAUGCGAUCCACGUUGAGCAGUCAAACCCGGGCGAAGGCUUUCCUAUGGCUCAUGUGGUGGUAUCUGGAGAGUGACUUCUCGCAUGAGGCUGCCCUCAAUAACCCCUUCGGCCCGGGCCUAGAAGGUGAAGGAACAGGAGGCUUGCCGAUUAAAGUUCCCUCUUUCGAUAUCCUCACCGAAGAGCAGGCGAACGAGGAGAACGUUGACACCCCGUCUGAAAUUGAGUAUGGGGAGGAGAAACGACUAGAGCGCAAGAGGAUCUUAGAGGAGGAGGAGCCAACUCCAAGAGCACCGAAGCGCCCUAAAAAAUGUAAGAAUUCAUUUACUAAAACCUUGAAAGGCACUAAAAUUCAUGGCCGUCAAUAUAACGCCAAGGGAGAUGCAUACAGGGCUGGGACAGACUCAGAUGACCUUAUUGAGUGGCGAAACCCUGAUGGGUCAAUCCGCUCUACGAUGAAGAUGCCUAGAGAGGAGGAUUAUGGUUACCAGGGUGCCGUUAUCGAAGGCCCGUCGCCUCGCGUUGUCCUGAGGACAAAAGCGGAGCAGACACCCGAUGCCUCCCCCGCACCCCCGGGAACUGGCCAUCCCGUCCUGAACCGAUUUGUCACAGAAGCCUCCCCACAUCAUCAGGGUUCAAGUCGACGGCCCCGGCCGCUUACCCAGCACCAAUUGGCUGUUGAGAGGAACCGUCGGCAGCGAAUUGAAUACAUCUUAGCCAAACGGAAAGGUGACGCAUAUCGUAUGCUUCGGUCGAAGAGAGCGCACGAGAUGCCUUUUACCCGCUAUGGUCGUCUACUGCAGAAUCUGCCCGAUGGUUAUGACACGGAAGAUGAUAAGUCCUGGGGCAAGGGAGGACUUCUACCGAAUCCGGAAGAAGAAGAGGACUUUGGCGAAUGUGCAAGUUAUUACUUGUCAGUCAUCCGGAAAGCUUCCAGACGUUUGGACCGAUGGGACUACGAGAAUGCGAAUGGGCCAAGAAGAGACCGGAAGAAGGAGCGGGAAGAGCGCCAGAAAGCAAGAGAGGAGGCCCUUGUCUUUGACGACGACAUCGACGGGAAGACUUCUUCUCGAAGUAGAGCUCGGGCGCAGCGCAACGCUAAGCGCAAGCUCGCUCGAGCUGCCGCUGCGGCUGGGGGCACUAUUCCAUCGGUGGCAGCUUCGAAGACAAGCGCAUCUCGUUCGAAAGGCAAUCGGAACAGGGCCCAAAAGGGUGCGGCAGCAGUCUCCCUUGGUGCAAGUGCGGGAUUGGACACUCCAAGCCGGGAGGGGGCACUGUCGCCUGCUCCUGAAGGAGAAGAGGGUCUCGACGAUAUUGAUCGGGAGCUUCUGGGCGAAGGUAGUGCUGACGAGGAUGAUAUUCCAUCCCGUGGACUCGAGGUCUCGGGGGCCGGUGUGGCAGGGUACGAGGAUAGCUUCUUAGGCGGGGAUGCUGACGAAGACGCCGACGCUUUGUCUUCUGACGAAGAAGAUGAGGAUGGAGAAGACGAGGAUCUUGAUGACGGCGAUGUUGACAUGGACGUCGAGGGCGAGGCAGACGAUAAUUCGUCCAUGCCCGAUGGUCCAGCGCGAUACGCUGCUAGUGACGCUUCUGGGGUCGACAUGGCAAACGACUACUAG
Aspergillus versicolor CBS 583.65 is the source of this 4593-nucleotide messenger RNA. RefSeq names its product DEAD/DEAH box helicase. Gene Ontology annotation, cellular component: Ino80 complex. Bases 1 to 4593 code for a protein of 1530 amino acids. NCBI's taxonomy places the organism in Eukaryota, Fungi, Ascomycota, Eurotiomycetes, Eurotiales, Aspergillaceae. The transcript is spliced from 8 exons. Gene Ontology annotation, molecular function: RNA helicase activity; ATP binding; nucleic acid binding. The record is from RefSeq and is a predicted model, not a curated record.